Messenger RNA from Nematocida minor, 927 nucleotides. RefSeq names its product M-phase inducer phosphatase 3. The transcript has a single exon. Gene Ontology annotation, cellular component: nucleus; cytoplasm. Gene Ontology annotation, biological process: positive regulation of G2/M transition of mitotic cell cycle; G2/M transition of mitotic cell cycle; protein dephosphorylation. The coding region runs from base 1 to 927 and encodes 308 amino acids. Lineage: Eukaryota; Fungi; Microsporidia. The record is from RefSeq and is a predicted model, not a curated record. Gene Ontology annotation, molecular function: protein tyrosine phosphatase activity.
AUGCCCUCCAUGAGCAAUUUGGAGUCUGAGUUAGAUAUUAUCAUACUGGACGAGAGGGAAAUGGAGGAAAUAGGGAAAACACUGGUGCAGGGAAUAAGCACAGCGCCUAAAAGGGCAAAAGCAGGGAUGGGCUAUGAAGAAAUUCUGAAGAGCGAAAUGCAAAUUAAUUCCGUUACCUUUUCGUACACGUUUGAAGAAAUAUUUAAUAAAGAGCUUAGGUGGAGAAAAGCAGCAGAAGAGCUCCCGAGGAAAAGAAAGGCUGAGUCUCCAGAUGAAAAUCUAAUCAAUGCUAUUUCGUACCAAAAGAAAGAUCUCGAUGGGUCCUCGGUCUUCCAAGAGAAACAGAGCAACAGCAUCCUCACUAAGAAGCUUGGGCACUUGAAAAGAAGAAGAAGCAACUCCACACAGCCAGCCCACCACUGGUCGCGCGCGAGCACAAUCAGCAAGUCAGAGACAGACAUGGUGUGCACCUCGCACAAGGAAGAGCAAGUGUCCUCGUGCGUUCCCAAUGCGCUGCCCUCCAUAGGAACGGGCCCCUCAGAUAGCAUCUUCCGCGUGUCUAUAGGAACUGUAGCCUCUCUACUGGGAAAGCCUGGAUUUGUUCUCAUUGACUGCAGAUUUGAGUACGAGUACACAGGCGGACACAUUCAGUCUGCGAUAAAUAUAACCACACAAAAAGAAAUCAAAAAGCUGUUCAACGAUCUUCUGGACGAGGGAAAAGACUCCUCGCUGAUCAUCAUAUUCUACUGCGAGUACUCGUCAGUUCGCGCUCCCAGACUGGCAAUUUCUCUCCGAAAUGAAGACAGACUGAAAAGUGCGUAUCCCUAUCUUAAGUUCCCCAAUGUGUAUGUGAUGGAAGGGGGGUACAGAGACUUCUACAAAUCCUACUCGAAAUCCUGUGUCCCAUGUAGCUAUAUUCCCAUGUGA